This is a messenger RNA of Ogataea philodendri, 567 nucleotides long. RefSeq lists its product as uncharacterized. The coding region runs from base 1 to 567 and encodes 188 amino acids. The record is from RefSeq and is a predicted model, not a curated record. The transcript has 2 exons. NCBI's taxonomy places the organism in Eukaryota, Fungi, Ascomycota, Pichiomycetes, Pichiales, Pichiaceae.
AUGAUGAGGAUCAGCGCGGUGGAGAACUGUGAAGGUCCGUUCGGGUUCUCCAGGUCUCCGUUUUUGGUCAUUGGUUAUCCCUGCGGCCAGCACAAUGGUUCCGACCUUGUCUCUGAUGAGAUUGAGUUCCGUGAGAAUUCUGGCCAAAACCGGGAACGCAGUGAUACACAUGGCCACUGCGAUAAACACCAUAUAGGUGGUGAACUCGAUUGGUUGCAACGUGUCGUCGUUUUUGCGAUACUCGUUCCACAGUCCAACAGAAACAGCACAUCCCAACGCAAACGGAACGGCCAUGUUGAAAAUACCAACAGUAAGAGCGAUCUUGAGAUGUUUCCUGAUAAACGUGGUGUCCACCUCGCAACCAACCAUGAACAGCAGCAGAUAAACACCAAUGUUGGCGAUAUCCGUCAAUCCAGGAAUCGAAGCGGUCGGAAACACCUUGUUGGUGAAGUUUGGAAUGUGGCCCAUCACCGAAGGGCCCAGCAAAAUACCAGUGAUAACCUCUCCUAUAACUCGUGGUUGUCUAAUGACAGACAAGGGGAAGUUGACAAUUUGCGCAAAGGUUAA